AUGGCGAUUCCGAACAGCAGAAACUUCGCCAACUGUUACAUGGAACUCUGCAAGCAGCAGCGUCUUCGACCUCUACCAGUAAUCUGCGUGACACUGCCCCACUGUCUAGACUUUACCACCGACCGUGUAAAGAUGGACGACUGGGGUCCCAUUUUGAACUCCUUAUCGCUCGAUCGUAGCCUGCGGUCGAUCAGCGUUCGCAGCAGGUAUCAGUGUCGCAAACCAUUGGAGGAAAUCAAUUCCGAGGACAAGGCUAGAACGAUGGGCAAGGCACCUGUCGUGUUGUCUCGAUAUCUUCUGGAAUGGCUGUCACACAGCGUGGCCCAGUGCGUCAGAAACUCUCCGGUUCUGACUAAUCUAGAGUUGGAGGGCAUCCCCUUUCCGCCAGACUGUUUGGCAGUAUUGUGCGUGGGUUUGUCACACACGCACACGCUCCACUACUUAUCCCUUCAGCGUUGUUACAUCGGUGACAGCUCUUGCGAAGUGCUGUGUCGAACAGUGGCCGACGUUCCAAGCGUCAGGUCGCUGAAUCUCAGCUACUGCGACCUCACGACCAAAUGUGGGCCAGCUCUGGCCGCUGCAUUGUGCAGGCAAAAGCUGUUGCUCUACCACGACACUUGGAAACAGUCGCUUAGGUACCAGGAACCGAAUCUCGAGGCUAUGUCCGGAUUACGUCGUUUGACGUUGAACGAUAAUCCUCAUUUCGGUGACGCGGCGGUGAUCCAGUUGAUCGAAGCAGUCAGAGACAGCCUUUGGUUGAAAGCGUUGGACCUGCAACGCUGCGGAUUGACCGAUAAGAUCGGCAAAGAUCUUCUGGAACUGUUGGAUCAUAACACCACUCUGAGUGUCCUGGAUAUCAGGCAGAACGUGAACUUGAACGAGGCUUUGGUGAAGGAAGUGAUCAAACGGCUAGGAGAGAACAACGUCGACACGAAGAACGAGUAUAGGUGGCUGGGUUUGCCUCAGCAUGAUCGAAGAGUGGCGUCAGCGGAUAAUGGGAAGAGAAACGAGAACGAGAACAAUGGAAGACCUGUACCUAGACCGCGUAGCGCUAUGACAGAGUACGCCAAGAGGCCCUAUCAGUCUGCAUCAAGAAAAACACUGAAUUCGACGAAUAACGUGAAGAAAACGAAGAUGAGGCCUCACGUUCCACCGUAUAAGCCUAGACAACCGCAACAACAGGUGCAACAGCCGAUCGUACAAAACGGUCAGGCCAAAUCCAAAAUCUCUCUGCAUUUAGAUCUCCAAUCUCACAUUCAACCUGUAAUGGGCGAGGCACACGUGAACGCGAACAACGUUCGAUCCUACAUAGACAUUGUCCGAGCUGACACCGAUAGAUCUUCGUCGAAGAACCUGCAGCUAUUGAAAGUCGACGUUGCGACGCAAAUUUCGAGUAGCCAAGACGCGGAGGAUUCCGCGAGAAUUCAGAAGAUUCAGAUUCAACUAGCCGAAGCGAAGAGCGAACACGAUCGUCUGCUAGAGGAGGCCAAAUGCAGCGGAUUACUACUGGCCGAAGAACGAGGACGACGCUUGCUCGCUGAGGAGCAGUUGAACGCGAUGAAGAACAAUCUAGUGGAGCUGGAGAAUGCUCUGAAAGAGAAGGAACAGGAAACGAGAGGAUUUCUGUUGCUCAGUCAGCAGUCUUUGGACGAGAUUUGCAGCUCCUUUGAUAGGUUGCUGAACAUGUUGGACAGCGUGACGAAAAAUCCGAACGCCAGUCGGAGGGAGACCACAGAGGCUGCCAUUGUUAAGGCGGACAUAAAGAGACGGGUCGCUUCUGUCAUCAGAGAAACGAAAUCGGAGAAUCUAAGACGGGGAUUCGUCGUGGACGCAGAUGAAGAGGACUCGAUCAGGUACACGGAACCGAUGAAGAAAUUUGCCAAGUCGGAGAGCGAUAUGAGGACUCUACCUCCGAUUUCGACCAUGCACAUGGAGAGAAAUAUAGGAGACAGUCCGGACAUCUGUUCUUCUCCUUUGCAAAGGGUUUUGCUUCAGGAUAAGGACUCGUUGUCCCCCAGAGCCAGAGUCAGGGCGAUAUUCGCCCAAAUCAUACACGGAGACGCUGUACUCGAUUUCUGUACUCACGUAGACUAG
Molecule: messenger RNA, 2094 nt
Organism: Eufriesea mexicana
Lineage: Eukaryota; Metazoa; Arthropoda; Insecta; Hymenoptera; Apidae
Product: centrosomal protein of 78 kDa
Exons: 1
Coding region: 1-2094 (697 amino acids)
Biological process (GO): cilium organization
Cellular component (GO): centrosome; ciliary basal body
Molecular function (GO): protein binding
Source: RefSeq, a predicted model, not a curated record